Messenger RNA from Gambusia affinis (western mosquitofish), 972 nucleotides. Its product is annotated as olfactory receptor 2K2-like. Gene Ontology annotation, cellular component: membrane. The transcript is spliced from 3 exons. Gene Ontology annotation, molecular function: olfactory receptor activity; G protein-coupled receptor activity. Gene Ontology annotation, biological process: G protein-coupled receptor signaling pathway. Bases 16 to 972 code for a protein of 318 amino acids. NCBI's taxonomy places the organism in Eukaryota, Metazoa, Chordata, Actinopteri, Cyprinodontiformes, Poeciliidae. The record is from RefSeq and is a predicted model, not a curated record.
CUCGUACUCGUGUGCAUGGAGAACCUAACAUUCACUCCUCUCAGGCAGCCGAUUGUGUUUGAACUGGAGGGCUUCGACGUUCCACCAGGACAUGGUCCGCUCCUCUUCUUCCUGGCCCUGUUUGCCUACAUGGUGGUGCUGCUGGGGAACGGUGUGGUGAUCUGUGUCAUCGUGACGGACCGCAGCCUGCACAGACCCAUGUUUGUGAUGAUCUGCCACCUGGUGGUCUGUGACCUGCUGGGCGCCACGGCGGUGUUUCCCAGCCUCAUGAUGCACUUCUUGACGGGGCAGAAGAAGAUCGGCUACCUCCCAGCUAUUGCUCAGGGUUUCUGUGUUCACACAUACGGAGUUGCAGUGCAGACCAUUCUGGGAGUGAUGGCUAUUGACAGGUACGUGGCAGUGUGUGAACCUCUCAGGUAUCACUCCAUCAUGACUUCGGCUCGGCUGCACAGCUGCUGCGCUGUGGCCUGGAUCGUUGCUCUGCUGCUCAUCGCUGUGCUCUUCUCCUUCCACAUGAACGUCCCGCUGUGCGGCCAUCUGGUCCAACAUGUCUACUGCAGCAACCGGGGCAUCCUGAACCUGGCCUGCACACCCACUCCCAUGAGUGACAUCUAUGGUUUAGCCAUGACCUGGUUUGUGAGUACCGGGAUGUUCAUCAUCAUCGCGUUUUCCUACAUCGGGAUCCUGAGAGCUGCUCUGAAGCAGGGCAGGACCGACAGCAGCAUCCGAACCAAGGCCUUCCAGACUUGUGCGUCACACCUGGUGGUUUAUGUGUUUUAUGAAAUAGCUUCGCUGAUUAUCAUCAUUAGCUACAGAUUUCCAGACACCAGUAAAAACAUGAAGAAGUUUCUUAGCAUCCUGUUCAUCAUGGUCCCUCCGGCCAUCAACCCCAUCAUCUACGGGCUGGUCAGUAAGGAGCUGCGCUCCAGCAUCGUCAAGCGGUUUUCCACCAGAACCGCUCACAAGAACUGA